AUGGCUGUGGCAGCAAUAACCAUGAUGACCAUCCUGUGUCUGAGCAUCUUUCUCGCUGGUCAUGCGCUGGCCGCAUCCACAUCCAUAUCCACAUCCAUGUCGACACCCGCCGGAGGAGUACAAGGACGAGCACAGCGGAUCGCCGCGUGCAGGGAGCUCUGCUACCGCCAGUCCAUGCCAGUGAUCACACCACCGCUUCUCUGCCGAUCCCGGCCAGAGUGCUACAUGUGCCACGACUACUGCCGCGUCCUCGACGUUGUGCAGCGCAGUCUGGCCACCUCCAUGUGCGCGGAUCGGGAGUUCUGCACCCGCGGCUGCCGAGUGGCCUGCUCGUACCACCGCCUGCGGAUAUUCCAGUUGCCCCAGGACGCGGCUGCCAAUGCGGUGACCAAACAGUGA
Molecule: messenger RNA, 399 nt
Organism: Drosophila teissieri
Lineage: Eukaryota; Metazoa; Arthropoda; Insecta; Diptera; Drosophilidae
Exons: 1
Coding region: 1-399 (132 amino acids)
Source: RefSeq, a predicted model, not a curated record